CAAAGUGGGUCGGUCGUGACAGUGGCGGCAGCAGCGAGUCAUUGAAGCGUACAAAGUGGUUUAUUAUUAGCUGUUGACAAUGACGGGUGGGAUCCCAUCGGCAUGCCCUCAGUUGACGUCGGUUGGUUGUAAAGCAGCAAACACCCCUCUGGCUUCUCAAUCGGGUGGACUGGCCAGUGCUAGGGCAGGAUGACUUGAUAAGAGUUUUGACGUGUUGCACUCGCGUGCUCGGCCGUACACUUUCGUGAUUUGGGAGGGAAUCGGGGAGUGGUUGUUUUGCCCCCUCCUGCCAUAUCGACACGUCGAAAAGUUACAGAAAGUUGCUGAAAGUUCUUGGAUUACACGUGACCGUAUAAUCAGCGACCAUGGGACGCCUGAAAGUUUCAGAAAGAGAUGAGGAACGCGAAAACAUGAGCUGAUAUAUGUCGAUGUUGUACCUCGGCUCAUCCAAAAAGUUUUCGAACUUGGUGAUGUUUUCUGAAUGGAAUCUUAGAAGUUAGACUACGAGCCAGUCGCUUUGUGUUUUUCAUGUGCCGCGUGUCGUGUCAGUUGAAAUGUGAACGAAUAGUGUCAGUAACGGAUAUACGACUGGAUUUAUUUAGUGUCAAUAGAACUUGAUCAUGUCUGUGGGAGACACGUGUUCCGUAAGAGAGAGAAUCAAGUGGUUGCGUAAUCAUAUAUCAUUACAUGUCGGACUGAACACGCGUUAACUUGAAUUCCAAUAUUGUUUCUGUGGUAUUAUUUCUCUUGAUUUAUACAUCUUGACAGAUGCAUGGCGAACUGGGAACUACUAUGGCAAAGAAGCGUAAUGGAGUUAAGACCUAUGCCACUUGUUUGCUCUUGGGGUUCCUUGGGGGUAUACUUCUUGAAAAUUAUUACAAAAAUAAAGUUUCCACAGGAUGUGGAUUACCAGAUAUUUGGCGUGAAGAGAUUGCGGCCAGCAAUGCCCCAGAUGAAAAUAUGGCCAAAACAUCAUCUGACGGGCAACAAAAUCAAAAACCCACAAAUAAUUUUGUUUUUGUUGGAAUCAUGACAGCCAAAAAAUUUAUUGAUUCAAGAGGGCUAGCGGCUCAUCGAACUUGGGUUAACACGAUCAAUGGAGAGGUGCGAUUCUUCUCAAGUGAAGGUUCCAUAUCCAAACAUGGAGUACCUGUUGUGGCUUUACCAAAUGUUGAUGAUUCUUAUCCACCCCAAAAGAAAUCCUUCAUGAUGUUAAAAUAUAUGCACGAUCAUUUUCUUGAUCAAUACGAAUGGUUUGUCAGGGCCGAUGACGACGUCUUUGUCAAGGGAGACAAACUUGAUAAAUUUCUUCGAUCAAUUAAUAGCUCCAAACCUCAAUUCAUUGGCCAAGCAGGUGUUGGAAAACCAGAAGAAUUGGGUCUACUCAGUUUGACUGCAACAGAAAAUUUCUGUAUGGGAGGGCCUGGCAUGAUAUUUAGUCGUGAAACACUCCGUCGGAUGGCACCCUAUGUAAGCAACUGUCUUCAGAAUUUGUAUACCACUCAUGAAGAUGUUGAAAUCGGAAGAUGUGUGAGAAAGUAUGCUGGAAUACAAUGUACCUGGGCCUAUGAGAUGCAGCAGAUUCUGUACCAGAACUACAAAGAGGACAAGGGAUCGUUCAAGAAGACGUUGAAGAGCAAGGAGGUGGAGAAGGCUGUGACCCUGCACCCAGUGAAGGACCCUGUGUAUCAGUACCGCAUCUACAACCAUAUCCAGUCAACCAUCAUCAUGAACCUGCAUCAGAAAGAGCUGCAGCUUGUGCGCGAGGUCACCAUGAUGGAGCAGCUGCUUGGACUGCAGAAGUCCAACAUCGUGGACGACAAGCUGGGCAUCUUGCCCUCGCUCAAUAAGUAUCCACCAAAAUCAGAGGAGGAGGUGCUCACUUGGGACUUUUUGAAAAAGCCAAUAUAUUCUCAUAAUCAUUUGAAUCCAAAGCGGGGCAUGGAGGCAUCCUUGUCCGGGGCUUUGGAUGAUGUUGUGAUGCAAGUCAUGCAGUUAGUGAAUAAAAACGCCCGCCAGAGAGGGAGGACUAUAGAUUUUAAAGAAAUACUGUAUGGUUAUAGGAGGACUAACCCUUUAUUUGGGGCAGAUUACAUUCUUGACUUAUUGCUCAUAUAUCGCAAACACAAAGGCCGCAAAAUGACAGUGCCUGUGCGUCGCCAUGCUUAUUUGCAGCAAUCCUUUCUGAAUGUGUUGUUUACUGAGGAGAUUCCCAAAUAUCAUCCAAGGCCAAGUGUUGGGGGGCAAGUGAUGAACUUGUUCAGGCAAAUAGCAGGUGGCUCUGAUGAUCAGAAAGCUUUAGACAAAAGAAAAGAAACAAUUCAUUUGAUAAUGCCUCUUGCAGGACGAUUAAAAAUAUUUCAGCGCUUUAUGCGAAACAUUGAGGAGGUGUGUUUAAAAACUGGUGAAAAUGUGCAUCUUCAUGUGGUGUUGUUCAACAGUGAAAAGGAGGACAUGGCUUUAGAGCGGAGCAUCGAUCUGCUUCAGAAGUAUCAGAGAAAAUAUGGUGGCAAUAGCAUCGAGAUCAUACAAGCAAACGGUGCUUUCAAUCGUGGUAGGGGACUGGAGUUGGGAGCUUCAAAAUGCAAAAGUGAUGCAUUGUUGUAUUUUGUGGAUGUGGAUAUUGUUCUGAGGAGAGAUGCCCUUAAUCGCAUUCGCCUGAACACAAAGCAAGGCUUCCAGGUGUACUUCCCCAUUGUGUUCAGCCAGUUCGACCCAUCAUCAGUGUGCCAGGAGGACAGCCAGCACUGUGUGUGCACCAGCACCAACAACUGUCUCAUCAAGCCAUACGACUUUCAUCAUGACACAGGCUACUGGAGACAGUUUGGCUUCGGUAUUGCUGCCAUGUAUCGUAGUGACAUGUUGUCAGUAGGAGGCUUCGAUCUCAGCAUAGAGGGCUGGGGGAAAGAGGACGUGGACCUCUACACGAAAUUCAUCGAAAGCAAUAUCACAGUGUUUCGCUCUAUAGACCCAGGAAUGACACAUGCAUUCCACCCAAUAGAGUGUGAUGCUAGUCUCGAGACAAACCAGAUGACCAUGUGUAUCAACUCAAAAGCCCAGAGUUAUGGGUCAGUGUGGCUGAUGGCCAAGACAGUGUAUGAAGAGGAUGACAUCAUGCGGCGCCACGAGAAGCAUGCACUGGAUGUGCGAUCCUAAUGAACAUCCAACCUAGGAUCUCACUGGGGACCUCAUUGCAUUUUGCUCUGCAUAUAUUCUACAGGGUCGGAUGGGGGUUGUACAGGGGGACAUUUGACAGGCUUCAAGUACUUCAGUGUUCAUCUACAUUAGACCAUAUGUGCCUGUUGAUAUAUUCAUGGAUGUUUAUAUGUUUGUAAAAGUGUAGAAUUUGUUCAUAUGCUGCUUUGUCCUGUUUUGCUCAAGAAUGUUACAUCGUGUAUCCAUUGCCAUGGAUGGGAGUGGUAGAGCUACCACAACUGGGGAACAAAUGUUAUUUACAGAACAAAAUAUAAGCUGUUUAUUUGUUAUCUUCAUUCAUGUGUGAUAAUGUGCACGAUGUUAUGCUUUGUGAAUGUUGUAGUCCAAGAUGAAUCAAAAGCUUUGUAUGACAGAAACAUUAUGUGCCUCUUGGAAUGAGAUAGACUUAGAAAAGUAGAUGUCCAUUAUGCACCUUUUCUGGUGUAAAUUGCCUCGGGAGUUCCCACAACUUACAUGUGUAAAUAAUUAGUGCAGCUCUAGACCUCUGCACAUGUUUAAUCCAUCCAUCCAACCACUUCAACAUCAGAAUCACUUCACUUCAUACAUACUUCAUUUCGGGAGGUAUUUGAAGCUUUUUUAUUGAGAAAAUUAUGAAGUGCUCGAAUUCCCGUUUUUAAUAUACAAAUGUUAUUAAGUUGCAGUUGAAGCUGUAUUCAAUAUCAGAACUCCAUUGAUAGUAAAGGAUAAAGUUUCAUCAGAACAUGAAUUUGAAACAUGCUUCUCUUUAUGUAACAAGGCAGCAAAGUGGUUGACAUUAUUGAAAUACAGUCACAUUAUUUUUAAAUGUUAGUCUUUUUAAUGUUAUAAUAUUGAUGAUAUCAAUGUGAUAUUCAUGAAAACAAUCCAUUAGGAGCAUUACAAGACACAUGAAAUAACCUACAUAUACAUUUGGCAUGUUUGGAGACAAAGAUCGUUUUAAGUGAUUUCAUGAAGUAAGACUCAGAAUUCAUAGUUACAAGUGAGAGAGAAACAAGCUUUGUCUUCAUUGUAUGAAUAUGGUAUUAACGAUGCAUUUUUUUUGGUACUAAAAGUAUUAGAUAAAGUAUUUUUAUUCCUAUUUAUGACAUAAUUAUAAUUUUAUGAGUUGUGUUUUUAAUGGCAUAGCAGAAGGGGGAUGUACUGUAAAUAGCAGUGCAUUGUGAGAUGCUCUUUGAUGAUGAUGUCCAUACCAUACUGUACAUAUUCGUCUGUGUUGCAUAAGAGCAGGUUGAGUGUUGCUCAGCGUCCCCUGUUGAAACUGGAAGCGCAAGUAACUCGGAACAGAAAGUUGCAACCUGUUACCUGCAAAGAAGAGGAAUUAGUUUUUAGGCGCAAAAGAAAGCUUCUUCUUUUUUUUUUUUCUUUUAUAGUGUGACAAAGAUUUUUUUCUAUCAUUCUUUUAAUUUGAAAAAGUUUGCAUACCCAGAUUCAUAUUUUGUAUUUAGGGUGGGUAUGGGCUUUUAAGGGAAAUAUCUUUUUGACAUCUGUGUGUGUGCAUAUGUCAACAGUGCUUGAAAACUAAACCAAAUUGUCUUUGUGGGCCCAGUAUGUACAGCAAAAGCAUGAAUGUUAUGCGAGUUAAUUCUUGGUUGUGCAUCAAUUCACAUUUGUGUAUCAAUCACUUUAAGCAAUGUUAUUCAUCCUUAGCAUUAAUCAUGUAGGCAACUAUGGCUCAGUCAGAGAGGGGUCUGUUUCUGUUAAGACCUUUUGUUUAUGUUUCUUUUUCUCAUUACAUUAAUAAUCAACUAGCCACUUCAGGUGAGGUCUUAUCACUAAUUCCCAAAUCAUCCUCUCAGUAUAGGCAGAAAAUUGUCUGGGUACCAAUAGUUUCACAAAAACAUGCGUGCAAUGUUAAUCAAUUUGCACAGUACAGUUAAAGAUUUUGUUUGGAAUAUGAGUAAUUUUGUAUUCCUGCUCAAGUAUAAAACUUUUAAGUAGGGUUUGCCACCAUUUUAUCAUAUUUCUACCAAAUUUAUGUGUCAAAAUAACUUUACUUGUCUUGUACUGUGUAGCAGACACUUUCACGUUAUUGAAUUUCUGCCUUCACUUUGUCUUCAUAAUUUAUCUUGGAAAACUUGCAGUGCCAUCCAUUUGAGUCUGGCUUUGGUUGUGAAUUUUAACAGCCUAUCAAGAGAUGUGUGUGAAUUAUUUAAAAAAAAGUUUCUAUGAAAGUGUCUUAAACUAUUGAGUGUUCUAAGUCUUCCUUGUAAACCAAGCAAGGGUUGCUCUGUCUGAGGUUGUAAAUAUGGGGUGGAAAUGAGAAUGUGUCCAAGUAGAAAGCAAGUCCAGCUGAUCCCCUGAUGGCAUUGUUCAGGUGAACUUGACUUCUAGCUGUGGUCAUACCACUAGUACAUACACAACAGUCCACUUUGAUAGGUUCUAUUUCCAGCAAUACAAAUGUAUGGUCCACUGAACACAGAUCUGCACUCACUGGAUCAUGUCAUCCUGUGUCAUGUGCACUGUUUGUUAUAUUUCAUUAUUAGAACUUUGGCAGUCAUAUUUUGAAUUUGGCAAUAACAAUAACACAGCCUUCCAUCAAAUUAUCACGGAUUUGUUUAACAAACAUGUUUUUGUGUGUGGACAUAUUACUUCUGUUUUGCAUUUGGUAUCAGUAGAAGGGAUUGUUAUGUAGCAGAUGUGAAAAAUUCACUUGCACUGCUGAAUUUUUUUCUGAUUUAGAAAGUGUAGAUUAGGUUGUUCUUGCCAGUUUUUACUAGUAUUAAAAAUGAUUGCCACCAGUGUAACUUCUGAUGACAACUGUUUUUCUGUAUUAUCGUAUAUGACCUUAGAUAAGGCGAAUUUUGAGGACCAGAAAAAAGGUUCUGUAGAAAGGGUUCAGCUUAUGUAAAGGUUACAUUUUCAUCCAACUUUUAUUCUGUUGGUAAAAAACUACAUGGUAUCACUUCAGGUGAAGGAUCAAGUCUAAAACAAACUUUGCCAUGAAAAUGUGAAAUUUGCGAUUAAACAUCAGAAGACAAGAUGAUUGUAUUUCUUGUUAUGCUACGUAUUGUUUUAUAUAUAGCCGGAAUAAAGAUUACUGUGUGUAUUGUCUCGUAAACUAAGCUGUACACAUGUUAUUCUCAGUCUACUGGUUUGACCUGAUUAACGUGUAAUUCAAUACAGAUUUGUUGAUAUUCUACUUCCGGUGACGGAUCAUUAGGAGACAUAGUUUUAGGUUGGAGGUCCUGCGUAUGUUCCGCACAUAACAUUUUGAUCCAAGUUAAUACCUUGGCUUAACUGUGAGAUCGGCUUAUCUACGGUCAUAUACGGUAGAUAAUCUGAUGAUGGAUAAUUAUUGGCGUGCUGCAGCCUCCACAUCUGGAGUAAUACCUGCAUCUCCCCGUACCCAGUGUGCACAGUGUGGAGGAGUUGGUCCCCAUACCCUGCUGGCCUGUGUGGAGGAGUUGGUCCCCAUACCCAGUGUGCACAGUGUGGAGGAGUUGGUCUCCAUACCCUGCUGGCCUGUGUGGAGGAGUUGGUCCACGUACCCUGCUGGCCUGUGUGGAGUUGGUCCCCGUACCCUACUGGCCUGUUUGGAGGAGUUGGUCCCCAUACCCUGCUGGCCUGUGUGAAGGAGUUGGUCCCCGUACCAUGCUGGCCUGUGUGGAGGAGUUGGUCCCCGUACCCUGCUGGCCUGUGUGGAGUUGGUCCCCGUACCCUACUGGCCUGUUUGGAGGAGGUGGUCCCCAUACCCUGCUGGCCUGUGUGAAGGAGUUGGUCCCCGUACCAUGCUGGCCUGUGUGGAGGAGUUGGUCCCCAUACCCUGCUGGCCUGUGUGGAGUUGGUCCCCGUACCCUACUGGCCUGUUUGGAGGAGUUGGUCCCCAUACCCUGCUGGCCUGUGUGGAGGAGUUGGUCCCCGUACCAUGCUGGCCUGUGUGGAGGAGUUGGUCCCCGUUCCCUGCUGGCCGGUGUGGAGGAGUUGGUCCCAGUACCCUGCCGGCCUGUGUGCACAGUGUGACAACACUUCUGCUGGCCGGUGUGGAAGAGUUGGUCCCCGUUCCCUGCUGGCCUGUGUGGAGGAGUUGGUCCCAGUACCCUGCCGGCCUGUGUGCACAGUGUGACAACACUUCUGGUGGCAUGGGUGGGGAGGAGUGGGUUCCACAAUAUGUGCAUUACUUGCACAUCCAACAAGCCAGGUAAAGAAGUAUUACAUCUGUAUUGAAAAUUUGCAACAUGUCCACACUUUUAUAAAACUUGCACACAAAAACAGAAAAAGAAAAACUAUCUUCAACUUUUACAAUUUGACAUGGGUAUCGAAUGGUUUAUUACUUUGUCAUAUGUGAGUAUGCAUCUACUUAAACUAGGCUCCAUUGCGAAGAACCUUUCCUUCUAAGCAAUCGUGACAACUAUAAUUAUUCAGAACCCUUUGCUCUGGUGUAGUCUUCUUUCCUGCCCUGAAACCGAUACAUGACUUGAUCAUUAGUGGAGGUGUCAUUUCCAAUCUUUUGUAAUCUCUCUUAUUUUAAUCUAUACCUGAUAUUUAUUGUAGUGAAGCCAUGUUUGUCUGUAAGAUUGUCUGUAAUGGGCGGGCAUUCAUCAGUGAAGUGUUGCACUUGCUCACAUAUUUCAAAGUCUGGUGUUUGAAGCAGGUAGUCACGUGUGGAACAUCUACAUGCUUGUGUAGAAUUCUACCUUUUUUAUGUGUUUGUGUGCAAAGUUGUCAACAAUUUGCUCAUUUGCACAGUUUCGCUAAUAUGCCUGUUUAGAAAUGAUAUUAGUAGUUGGCACCAAGGUUUGUUUGUGGUUUGUGACAGUCACCUUCAGUAUAACAAAUAAAUAUAUCAAGAAUAUUGGUUUUGAGCUUGUUGAGACUAAUGUUUGCGAAAUAAGGGGAAAUAAUGUAGUGAGGUAUUUCUGAGCAGUCUAGUCUUAGAAGUGUUACUUACACAUUAGUGAUACUCAGUAGAUUGAAUGAGCUAUAGUUUUGUGCAUGUCAUUAGAGUAUUUCUAGAUGCAUCAAUAGAAUCCUACAUUUUCCUGCACUGAAUUCCAAGUAGGAAGUUAGAAAUUGUGCCAAAAGUAAGGGAUUUUUUAAUAUAGUGUGUUUUAAUGGUAAUUUGAAUGCCUAUUCAAAUCUUUUCUGGGAAAACUAGGGGCGAUGGGGUAGCGUUGUGGUUAAAUUGUUCAGUUGUCAUGCUUAUGUCCUGGGUUUGUUUCCCCACAUGGGUACAAUGUGUAAAGCCCAUUUCAAGUGUCCCCCUGCUGUGAUAUUGCAGGAAUAUUGCUAAACGCAGCAUAAAAGCAUACUCACUCACCCUUGAACGUUUCAUAGGCAUGACUUGUAAAUGUUAAUGCCAUCAAGAAAGUAAUUCAUUUCAGAACUUUGUGAAUAAAACAGUAUCAUUUCCUUUUCUUCCUAUGUGACAUAUAUAUAGCCAUGUAAGUCUUUGAUUUGUGAAUGUUCACAAUGAGACAUAGAGGGAGAUUAUGGUAAUAUUAUGGUGUGACAAUAGGUUCAUGUAUGCUGUAGUGUUGUAGGAUCACUUGUUGUCAUGGGAUGAUGAUGUAUUGUGGGUUUGUAGCAUCACAUAUAUGGUGGUUCAUCUAACUGGACUCUGCUCAUGAUCGCACUGUUAUAUUCUUGUAUAUGAUUCAUACAUGUUUUGUGAUUUACAUCAUAUGUGCCACACAGAGAAUUUCCGAAGAGAAACAUUGGAGUUUUGACAAUGAAUGUAUUUCUUGUGAAGAAUCAAAAUAAAUAAUUAUUUAUUUA
Haliotis rufescens (red abalone) is the source of this 8910-nucleotide messenger RNA. RefSeq names its product chondroitin sulfate synthase 1-like. The record is from RefSeq and is a predicted model, not a curated record. The coding region runs from base 769 to 3156 and encodes 795 amino acids. NCBI's taxonomy places the organism in Eukaryota, Metazoa, Mollusca, Gastropoda, Lepetellida, Haliotidae. Gene Ontology annotation, molecular function: glucuronosyl-N-acetylgalactosaminyl-proteoglycan 4-beta-N-acetylgalactosaminyltransferase activity. Gene Ontology annotation, cellular component: Golgi cisterna membrane. The transcript is spliced from 2 exons.